This is a messenger RNA of Oncorhynchus kisutch (coho salmon), 1005 nucleotides long. Its product is annotated as 26S proteasome non-ATPase regulatory subunit 7-like. Gene Ontology annotation, cellular component: proteasome complex. Gene Ontology annotation, biological process: proteasome-mediated ubiquitin-dependent protein catabolic process. The record is from RefSeq and is a predicted model, not a curated record. The transcript has 4 exons. NCBI's taxonomy places the organism in Eukaryota, Metazoa, Chordata, Actinopteri, Salmoniformes, Salmonidae. The coding region runs from base 148 to 774 and encodes 208 amino acids.
GAUUGUGGGGCACUGACUGUGGUUGUGGUUCUCUAUCGCGAAAAUAUUUUCUAUUGAAUUUAAUUCACACAUAAACAUGCCGGAGUUGGCUGUUGAAAAAGUGAUUGUCCAUCCCUUGGUGCUCCUGAGUGUGGUGGAUCAUUUUAAAUGAUAAAUGAUGAAUCGGUAAAGUUGGAAGUCAGAAGAGGGUUGUGGGUGUACUGCUCGGCUCAUGGCAUAAGAAGGUUCUUGAUGUGUCCAACAGCUUUGCAGGAUGGCACUCCCACAUCCAAGACCUUUGAACAUGUCACCAGUGAGAUUGGUGCUGAAGAAGCAGAGGAAGUGGACGUGGAGCAUUUACUCCGAGACAUCAAGGACACAACAGUUGGCACCCUGUCUCAACGCAUCACCAACCAGGUGCAUGGCCUAAAGGGCCUCAACUGCAAGUUAGUGGAUAUCAAAGGGUAUUUGGACAAAGUUGCCGCGGGUAAGCUGCCCAUCAACCACCAGAUCAUCUACCAGCUGCAGGAUGUCUUCAACCUGCUGCCUGAUGUCAACCUUCAAGAGUUCAUCAAGGCAUUUUACCUCAAGACCAAUGACCAGAUGCUGGUGGUUUACCUGGCUUCACUCAUCCGCUCUGUGGUUGCUCUUCACAACCUCAUCAACAACAAGAUCCCCAACCGAGAUGCAGAGAAGAAGGAAGGCCAGGAAAAAGAUGACAGCAAGAAAGAGAAGAAAGAGGACAAGGAAAAAGAGAAGGGAGACACUAAGAAAGAUAAGAAGGACAAGAAAUGAAGCAAUGCUCAUUUCGGACUACGGACUGGCUUUUUUUUCUUUGUUCUCCCCACCUGUCAGACACUAUCUUUUUUUAAUGGAUUCAAAGAGUGAAGGGAAUUGGCUACAUGGUUAUCUACUCCACAUAAAUCUUAUUGUUUUUUAUUCUUAUGCAGCUCAUUUGGUUAAUGUUUCAACCAUUUUUAUUAAUUUCACAACAAACAUAUUACUAAUACAACAACAUUGGAAUUA